CUUGAGCCGUGGCAGGUCUUCGACUUAAUAGGCGGGACUAGCACGGGAGGGCAAGCAUCUGCGUAACUGGGUCAAUGUAAUUAAUGACUUGCCACUGACACCACGGUAUAGCAUCAUCGCGAUUAUGCUUGGCCGCCUCCGCAUGAGUCUCGAGGACUGCGAGAAUGCCUACCUUCAAUUGUCUGAGAGGAUUUUCGCACCUCGACGACAAAGAUUUAAUAUCUUUGGUCAGACCAAGGAUUUCUUACAAGCCGACGGUAGAUUUGACGCCGUCAUCCUCGAAGAGGCUAUCAAGGACGUUCUGCGGGCCUAUAAGACUGAAGACGCCCUAUUGAAGGAUGAAGGAGGGCCUUGUAAAGUGUUUGUUGUUGCCGUACGUGAGAACAAUUCUGAAGCGGCUGUUCUGAGGUCGUACAAAUCGUCAAGCAUGAGUAAUGUCCUAUACAACGAGUGCAAGAUCUGGGAGGCAUGCCGUGCCACUUCAGCCGCAACCACCUUCUUCGCCCCGGUAAGGAUAGGCAAAUACGGGCAGAGAUUUGUUGAUGGUGCCAUGCGCUACAACAAUCCUGUCCAAUUGGUACAUCGAGAGGCCGAGUCCCUCUGGCCCAGCAGAGAUUUGUUUAUUCUCAGCAUUGGCACUGGAAGUGCCCCAGGCAAAUCUUUCAGAGGCAAUCUGAAAAGCGUUGUAGAUGGCCUCAAGAAUAUCGUCACAGAAACCGAGAAAACUGCCAACGAUUUCUACCAUGGCCAUCGUUAUAUGGUACAAGAGGACCUGCUAUUUCGGUUUAACGUAUUUCACGGCCUCGGUCACAUCGGUCUUGAGGAAAACAAAGAAAUCUCCGCAAUCGCCGAUGCUACCGAAGCGUAUCUUGACCAAGGCGAAACUGGAAAAAAGCUAGAAGCAUGUAUCGGGCGACUGCGGGCUACCAUAACCGACGAAAUACCAUAUACUGAAUUUGAAGUCAUGCAAAGUGAAUCGCGAGGUCGGAUGUCUGAAAGCUUCGAUGGCCAAUACAACGGCACACCCAAAUUUACGAAGACGGGGCGAUUGCAACAGCUCGAAACCGGAAAAGCCCAUACGCUCUGCAUAUUGCGGCAUCGGAACAGUUCCGAGCUACACGGCCUAGAUGUCAUGAGAGUAGAUGAUGCAAGGCAACUACUGGGUGUGAUCGGACAAAUUCCGUAUGCCUACAUAGGCUACACGUCACUGGAUUUUGACCAGGGCAACGAAGAGGAUUUAAGAAUACUACAUCAAUUUGCUGAGGCGGCAACCAGAAAGUUGCGUCUUCCCGCGUACUGGUUGCCGUGUAGCUGUAUGGGCGAUGUUGAGAACAUGGAGCGAGCAGUCUGGACACUAUGCGAUGUCACCAAUGCUGCAGAAAGCCUUGCGGUCAUAGUGAAAUCUGACAGGGGCAACAGCACUUCGGUCAACUUGGAACGUAAGCUGGUACAGUGGUGUAGUAGAUUGUGGAGCUCACAAGAGCUUCUUCUUUGUCCUCGUGGCCGUCCCAUCGAUAUUUACGAUGUGUCAAGUGCGCCACUGACCACCGUGGCUCUGGAGCUAUCACGGAGGAGCCUGGUGGAUGCCGCAUAUCCGACAGCGAAUGAGCCCCUGCAGCGGCUUGUUGACCACUAUGAGGGCAUCUACACUCUUGGUCGACUGGAUUUCUUGUGUCUGCUUCUAGCUUAUUUGACCGGCGGCAAGACGGCCGCGUUUCUUCGUGGAGACAUAUCUUACGUUUUAAUGGGGUUCCUGCCGUUUCGUCCCGUCCCAGACAAAACUGAUUCUGGGUUCCAAGCUCUUGCACGAGUUCUUCUAGCAAACGAUGUCGACAAUUUCUUGGAACGUUACAUCUCUAUUUGCCCAAAAUCACGACGGCAAUAUUACACGAUAACAGAUGACUUCUGGGGGAUCAACCUCAGAGAUAUACGACCCACUUGUCAAGUCUCCGGUGUUACGUCGGACUUCGAUGCGCUGAUCGUCGAUGGUGCCCUCGGAGCCAAGGCCAUUCCUGCCGAUGCUCGAGGGAGUACUCCUUCGUCCUAUACUUCAGAUGAAAGACCACGUUUUAUUUGUUUUCAUGGCGAUAUUAGUGCUACGGAUUCUUCCUCCUAUUACCUGCCUGGGCCGUUGAGAAUCCUCAACAAUGGCAACACCACUACGCUGCCGCGGCCCUUUUCUCCUGACAAUUUUACUCUAGUCGAUACUCUAACCAUGACAGCGAUCCCUUUUCAGGCAAGCGCACAGCCGAGUAUGGUUUUGCUCACUGGAAUGGAAGGCAAUAUGUAUCGUGGUCUCCUUUGCUCCUACUAUCAAGAUAAACGGACCCUGUUCCGAGAAUCGGUCGUCAAGCUGAAUUCGCGUGUAGCUGAAAAGAUGACUCGAUUGGAACGGGUACAACUAUCACUAUUUCGUCCAGGUCGGCUUGAGAGUUCUUGAGGGUGGAUGCCUAGUGUACAAGAGCCUGCAAAGCAGACCCAAAUCGACGACCUCUUCGCCAUGCUUCGCUUAAUGAUGGCAGGUGGACUUCACCGACAUAAUGGGUCAUGAAGAGUUAAGAACGACUAAAAAUAUCUCACUACUAUGAAGCUUGUCGAAAAUAAAAUCAUGAUGAAUGUGAUUUCACUACCACGAUUCACGGCAAGCCAGCGAAAGAUUGGGCUCCCAAAACCAAGUCGCGGUCGCUGUU
Messenger RNA from Truncatella angustata, 2690 nucleotides. RefSeq names its product acyl transferase/acyl hydrolase/lysophospholipase. The transcript has 3 exons. The coding region runs from base 125 to 2440 and encodes 771 amino acids. The record is from RefSeq and is a predicted model, not a curated record. Gene Ontology annotation, cellular component: membrane. Lineage: Eukaryota; Fungi; Ascomycota; Sordariomycetes; Amphisphaeriales; Sporocadaceae. Gene Ontology annotation, biological process: arachidonate metabolic process.